GCAACACGUCCACUGAACAGCUGAAUAUUAACCGCUCAGCCCUGCAGCAGCUGGUUUAUGAAGUGUUUGUUGAAACUGUUUUAAUUAUUAUCGUAAAGAAGAAGAAAAGGACACACCUGUGUGUUGUAACUGCAGCAUGUCUGAAUAUGUGACAUUUCAACAUGGCAAGUCUCGUUUCGACCAGAACACGUUUUUUGGGCGGUUCAGACACUUCCUGGAUGUGAUCGACCCCAGCACACUCUUCGUUUCAGAGAAACGUCUGCAGGAGUCUGUGGAGCUGCUCGACCGUUUUAAACAAGGAACUCUGCCUGCAGGAGUUACAGAUGCUCAGCUUUGGCAGGCUCAAAAAAUAAAGCAGGCCAUCAUCCACCCUGACACGGGGGAGAAGAUCCUCAUGCCCUUUCGGAUGUCAGGUUUCAUCCCAUUUGGCACACCAGUGGUUGUUGGCCUCCUUCUCCCAAAUCAAACCUUGGUGUCCACUAUCUUCUGGCAGUGGUUAAACCAGAGUCACAAUGCCUGUGUGAACUACAGCAACCGCAACGCCUCCAAGCCGGCUCCUGCCUCCAAAUUCUUCCAGGGAUACCUCGGAGCGGUGACCAGCGCGGUCUCCAUCGCUGUCGGGUUGAACGCGUUGAUCCAGAAAUCGAGCCGCUUCAGCCCGACCACCAGGCUCCUGGUGCAGAGGUUCAUCCCCUUCCCAGCAGUGGCCUUCUCGCCUCCCUACAGCGAGUGCAAACGUCUGCAACGUGGUUCUCAUGAGACACUCGGAGCUGUCGGAGGGUAUCAGCGUGCUCGACGACGACGGGAAUGUGGUGGGAACUUCAAAAGUGGCAGCCAAACACGCACUUUUAGAAACAGCUCUGACCAGAGUGGUAAUGCCGAUGCCAAUUCUGAUGCUCCCUCCCAUCAUCAUGAGUGCACUGGAGAAGCUUCCUCUCCUGCAGAGACAGCGGCGGCUCGUUCUGCCCGUCCACAGCCUGGUUUGCCUCGCCGCCUUCGGCCUCGCUCUGCCUCUCGCCAUCAGCCUCUUCCCACAGAUGUCACAGAUCAGCGUCAAUCAGCUCGAGCCAGAGAUCGCCAUGGCAACAGAUUGUAAGAUUGUGACAUACAAUAAAGGCCUGUGAUUGAUCUUCUCUGCCAGACGUCUAAAGAUAGGAAUACAAGUACAAGAAGACCGAAUUAUGCUAAAAUCUUGGCUGCGUUAUCCUGUGGAGAGUAAGCAUAUGUUUGCAGAGAGGACACGCGUUGUCAACACCAAAACAAUGUAUAAGAAAUAACAUAUAUCGACACCUUUUAGGAAGUACUAUCCCCUGUUAUAACAUGCACACCUACCAACAAAAUAACAUCAAGUGACUGAGCCACAAAAAAGAUUUAUGGAUCAACUCAAAUAGUAACUAUCAAAACUAUUUUCUUUAAGCUUGCCUGGUUUAUUUUAGUUUUUCCUGUGAAAGACAAUACAUUUUGAGGUUCACUUUAACAUGUUUGAGGAAGAAUUAGUGGAUUAGAUAGUGAUGGACAAAAUACUCUAAGUAAAAGUAUUAACACCACAGUGAGAAACGCUCUUCCUGCCCUCACAGUUUGACUUAAGUGAAAUUAAAGAUAGUAAAUAAUUAUACACAAUGGCUCAUUUCAUAAUGAAUAUUAUAUAAAUCAUCUUCAUGACAUUAAUGUGGAAGCCGGUAAAGGAGGGGGAUAUUUUUUGUAAUGAUAUACUGCCGGGUCACUCGUUGACUUCACCAAGGGAUCAAUACGUUGUUUCUUGACCUAUAAUAGUUUAGUCCAAAUGAUUUGUUGAUUAUACUUUGUAAAAUUGAUCAGAAUCUGAAUCAUGCACCAGUGCGCAGGAGUGAAGUACAAGUGUUUGGUGAUGAUUGUAGCUGCGAUCUGUAUCGUGAAUGUAAAUACUGUAGAUGAAAUCAGAAAAAUGACUGAAUUGUAUUUCCUGUGACAUAAUUAGUUCUCGUUUAUGAUGAUAUCACCAACCGUGUCUUGCCUUUUUAUACAAAGCUAACGGCAGUCUAACAACCUGGUGUCAGAGGUUGCAUGUCAGGAGGAAAGAUCUCAAAUAUUGCUCAAGAAAAGAGAAGACUCCAAUAUACAAACUUCAUUUUGUUGUUUUCUUAUUUCUUUACUUGGAGAAUCAUUUUGCAACCAAUCACAUUUUCCCCGUGACCCCUUAGGGCUGCUGACCCCUAUGUUGGGAACCACUGAUUUAAUGGAUUUAAAAAAAAUCAGCCAACAGGAAAAGUUUCUCUGCCUGAUUUUGUUACAGUAUCUGAAAACCUGUCCUGUAAACUCAAACUGUGAACUGCAUUAUGUUUUAUAACAUAUGUCUCCUUGAAAUCAUCCAAUGACAAUGUGAUUGUUGUUCCAGCACAUGCAUUGAAAACAGUGUCAUGUAGUGGAAACAACAGUUGGCUUUAGUUUCAUGCCAAGUUAAAUGAUUCAUGUAAUUAUAUAUAUCUGUUUGUAAUCACACAGAGUUAAUACUGUAUAUACACAUACAAGUCUUAAUGUAAAAUAUGGAGAUUUGUAUUCCAUAUUGUUUAUUUUUAAAUCUCUAUUGUAAAGUGCUGCUUUGUGAAUGUACUUGAUUUAUAUAAACUUCCUGUCUACAAGUGUUA
Molecule: messenger RNA, 2624 nt
Organism: Eleginops maclovinus (Patagonian blennie)
Lineage: Eukaryota; Metazoa; Chordata; Actinopteri; Perciformes; Eleginopidae
Gene: sfxn5a
Product: sideroflexin 5a
Exons: 14
Coding region: 137-1096 (319 amino acids)
Biological process (GO): mitochondrial transmembrane transport; monoatomic ion transport; citrate transport
Cellular component (GO): mitochondrial inner membrane
Molecular function (GO): monoatomic ion transmembrane transporter activity; citrate transmembrane transporter activity
Source: RefSeq, a predicted model, not a curated record